Molecule: messenger RNA, 446 nt
Organism: Bursaphelenchus okinawaensis
Lineage: Eukaryota; Metazoa; Nematoda; Chromadorea; Rhabditida; Aphelenchoididae
Source: the annotation of a GenBank genome assembly
AUGAUUGAUGCGGAAUUUAUCGAUGAUAAUAUUGUACAGGUGAGAUGGAGGGGGUAUGAUUGGGGGGUUUAUGUGGUAAAAGCGAAACAGUUGUGUGAAAAAUUGCUUUAACUUAUUAAGAAGCGUUACAAAAAUUUUAUUUUGCGCUUUCAACUAUAAAAAAGACUACAACUAACACAACCAAUUACCUUCAUACUAUUUUCAAUUUAAACUAUUAUUUUAAAGGUCUAAAAAAUAUGUUUUUGUUUUAGGUAUACCUAGCCAACACAGAUCGACAGCAACUACUCAAUGACAUCAGAGGCACAAUACAAAGCACACAACUACAUAUCGAAAAGUUUACUCCAUUCGACCAGAACGUGUUUCGAUUUCGGAAAAGUCAAAAGAACGGUCGAUUAUUCUCAUCUGCUGGUAAUACGCUAAUACGAAGUUGUACUACGGCUGAUUGA